GCCAAUCCCUGGCCUCGUCGGGCGGAGCCCCCGCCCCUCAAGCCGGUGAGCGUCACGCGUGACGUUACGCGUGAUGGAUGUGAAGGCGGGGGGGAAGCCCGGGGAGGAAGGCGAGUUUGAGAGCUGCAGAACCGCGGAGCCCAGGAGUCUAGGAAAGCAAAAUGGGUGAGUUGCCCUUAGAUAUCAAUAUCCAGGAACCUCGCUGGGACCAAAGCACUUUCCUAGGCAGAGCCCGGCACUUCUUCACUGUGACGGACCCCCGAAAUCUGCUGCUGUCUGGGGCACAGCUAGAAGCUUCCCGGAACAUCGUGCAGAACUACAGGGCUGGCGUGGUAACCCCAGGGCUCACUGAGGACCAGCUGUGGAGGGCCAAGUACGUGUACGACUCUGCCUUCCAUCCAGACACAGGAGAGAAGGUGGUCCUGAUUGGCCGCAUGUCAGCCCAGGUGCCCAUGAACAUGACCAUCACUGGCUGCAUGCUCAUCUUCUACAGGAAGACCCCAACCGUGGUGUUCUGGCAGUGGCUGAAUCAGUCCUUCAAUGCCAUCGUGAACUAUUCCAACCGCAGUGGCGACGCUCCCAUCACUGUGGGGCAGCUGGGAACAGCAUACGUGAGUGCCACCACCGGGGCUGUGGCCACGGCCCUGGGACUCAAAUCCCUCACCAAGCAUCUUCCCCCACUGGUUGGCAGAUUUGUGCCCUUUGCAGCCGUUGCAGCUGCCAACUGCAUCAACAUCCCCCUGAUGAGGCAAAGGGAGCUGCAGGUGGGCAUCCCAGUGACCAAUAAACAGGGUCAGAGGCUUGGCCAUUCUGUGGUUGCAGCCAAGCAAGGAAUCUUCCAGGUGGUGAUAUCAAGAAUCUGCAUGGCGAUUCCUGCCAUGGCUAUUCCCCCGGUGAUCAUGGACACCCUGGAGAAGAAAGACUUCCUGAAGCGCCGCCCCUGGCUGGGGGCCCCACUGCAGAUGGGCCUGGUGGGUUUCUGCCUGGUAUUUGCCACCCCACUGUGCUGUGCCCUGUUCCCCCAGAGAAGCUCCAUACACGUGAGCAGGCUGGAGCCGGAGCUGAGAGUUCAGAUUCAGGAGCAAAACCCCAGCAUCGAAGUGGUUUACUACAACAAGGGGCUCUGAGGCAGGGUCAGCCCCUGGCCUCCUUCCUCGCCUCCUUGGGCUGCUGCUUAAUAGAGCCUUGCUGUCCUUGCUGCUUUCCAUCUGCCUGGUGCUGGGCAGAGGGCUUGGUGGGGGAGCAGCCAUUGAGACCAGCGAUCCAUAGGCUGAGAGGUGCCCCAUCAGCCUUUUACUCUCCUCUGAUUUCAAAAGACAGGGUCAUAUAAUCCCUUUCUCCUACUCCAGUACAUCUGUGUAUGUACAUAAGUGAUAACGUGUGUGUGUACAGGCUGCCCUGGGGUGUCCUCGUGUCUGGCUUCCCUUCUUGGCUAUCUGCCAGCCAGGGUACAGGGCUUUCUUGCCUAAACAGUUUCACCAGCCAAGUCAUUUCUGAUGGGACCUUGCCCCUUCUGGACAUAAGAGGAGCCCCAGGAUCUCAUGACAAAGAUUGAAGGACACUUAGCAGGCCAAACUGGGCUGAAUCCUUCAGAUUUCUGCUUUCUGGCUCCCAAAGCUGACUCGAGAACUGGGCUGGCGGAGGAGGACAUGUGGGGAUAAGGGAGGCAGGAGGCUUGUCCCAUCCCCCUCAUCCUGGAAUGGGUCAUUUCCUCUCUUCUUCUCUAUAGAACAAACGAGUGUCAGCAUCCUGUACUGCUCUUGCUGGCUUCCCAUCCUCCCUCCCUCCCACUACAAUAAGGCCAUCUUAGGGCACAAUCCCAGGAGUUCUUGGUUCAUUCUGACUUCAUAACCUCAAAGCUAAACUUAAAUCCCAGCACCCUCCCACAACCAAAAAGUCAUGAAGGCAUAGCAAGCAUUCCUUUCUAAGAGCCUCCGCAGCACCCUCUGACAGAGGGAGGCAGCUGUGGGAAUGGUGCUUACACUCCACAGGUGUCUGAGUGGCUGUGAGACACCUCAGGGCGACGAAGCCUGAGUGUACAAUUUUAAGACAGGGGAUUUUUUGUUGCGCUGAUCUUGUUAGACAUUCCACAGCAUCCUGAUCUUAGUUCCUUCUCUUUCUUGAGGGUUGAUUCUGCUCCCACCCCCACCCCCAUCUCCAAGAGGCAGAAGGGCCCAGGUGUCAAUGGCUGGUCCAAAGGGGAGGUGGGCUUGAGGAUGUAAUAUGUGCUGGUGAAUUCACAGAGUGAAGAGUUGGACCUUGCCUCCAACUCCUGUGACCUCUGGCUGAAGUGGGGUGAAGGCCCCAGUGUGAUCCUCUAAGAGCACCUUCCUGCUUCCUGCAACCAACCACCACCAGUAAUAAAAGCUAUGGGCCAUUGUUACUCAGUAAACUGAA
This is a messenger RNA of Odocoileus virginianus texanus, 2397 nucleotides long. NCBI's taxonomy places the organism in Eukaryota, Metazoa, Chordata, Mammalia, Artiodactyla, Cervidae. The record is from RefSeq and is a predicted model, not a curated record.